Panicum virgatum (switchgrass) is the source of this 2274-nucleotide messenger RNA. RefSeq names its product achilleol B synthase-like. The record is from RefSeq and is a predicted model, not a curated record. The transcript is spliced from 18 exons. NCBI's taxonomy places the organism in Eukaryota, Viridiplantae, Streptophyta, Magnoliopsida, Poales, Poaceae. Gene Ontology annotation, biological process: triterpenoid biosynthetic process. Gene Ontology annotation, molecular function: intramolecular transferase activity. Gene Ontology annotation, cellular component: lipid droplet. Bases 1 to 2274 code for a protein of 757 amino acids.
AUGUGGAAGCUCAAGAACUCCGAGGGGGGCGGCCCAUGGCUAAGCUCCAGGAAUAACUUCCUCGGCAGGGCUGUCUGGGAGUUUGAUGCUCAGCUCGGUACGGCGGCGGAGCGCGCUGAGGUCGAGAGGGUGCGCCGGGAGUUCACUGAGCACCGCUUCGAGAGGAGGGAAUCUCAAGACCUCCUCAUGCAGAUGCAGUAUGCAAAACAACAUCGGCUUCAAGUGCAGCUUCCAGUCCCCAAGCUUGAUGAGGGUGAUGAGGUCACAGAAGAGAUUUUGUUGACUUCUUUGAAGCAUGUUGUUAGCCAGCAUUCUGCACUGCAGGCACAAAAUGGCCACUGGCCUGGUGAUUUCAGUGGGCUUAUGUUCAUCAUGCCUAUCUUGAUAUUCGCUUUAUAUGUCACCAAGUCACUCAAUGCUGUCCUAUCAUCAGAACAUCGCCGAGAGAUAUGUCGCUAUAUUUACAACCAUCAGAACGAAGAUGGUGGUUGGGGUACACAAGUGUUGGGCCCAAGCACCAUGUUUGGCUCAUGCUUGAAUUAUAUCACCUUAAGGCUUCUUGGUGAGACGGCUGAGCAUGAAGCAGUGGCCAAAGGACGCUCUUGGGUUUUGUUGCAUGGAAGUGCAACUGCAAUGCCACAGUGGGGAAAGAUAUGGAUCUCGGUAAUUGGUUUGUAUGAUUGGUCUGGAAACUAUCCCGUUAUUCCUGAAUUGUGGCUUGUUCCACAUUUUCUACCAUUUCAUCCAGGGCGAUUUUGGUGCUUCUGUCGGUUGGUUUAUAUGCCAAUGGCUUAUCUUUAUGGACAGAAAUUUGUUGGGCCAAUUACGCAUACAAUAUUAUCAAUAAGAGAGGAGAUAUAUUCUGUACCAUACAAUAAAGUUGAUUGGAGUAAGGCUCGCACUUCUUGUGCAAAGGAAGAUCUUCACUAUCCACGGUCAAAGCUGCAGAAUGCUAUUUGGGCUAGUGUCAACAUGUUUGUGGAGCCAAUUUUAAAUUGUUGGCCACUUAAUAUGUUAAGAGAGAGAGCUUUGAAAAACUUAAUGGAUCAUAUACAUUAUGAAGAUGAAAGUACUAAAUAUAUUGGCAUUUGCCCAAUCAACAAGGCACUAGAUAUGAUUUGUUGUUGGAUAGAUAACCCAAACUCAAAAGCAUUUCAGCAACACCUUCCAAGAAUCUAUGAUUAUUUAUGGGUUGCAGAAGAUGGCAUGAAGGCACAGGUGUAUGAUGGUUGCCAAAGCUGGGAAACUGCAUUUAUAAUUCAAGCUUAUUGCGAAACUGGACUUGUUGCAGAGCUUGGUCCAUCCCUUCAUAGAGCCUAUGACUUUAUAAAUAAAUCUCAGAUUCUUGAAAAUCAUCCUAAUAGUGAAAGUUAUUAUCGCCAUAGAUCAAAAGGUUCAUGGACACUGUCGACAGCUGACAAUGGCUGGUCGGUAUCCGAUUGUACUGCCGAAGCACUUCAGGCAUUACUAUGUGUAUCAAAGGCUUCCCCUAAUUUGGUCAGCGAGCAACUGCAAGCUCAGAAUUUGUAUGAUGCGGUUGACUGUCUUCUUUCAUACAUGAACAAAGAUGGCACCUUUUCUACAUAUGAAUGCAAGAGAGCUCCAUUUUGGCUAGAGGUUCUUAAUCCUUCUGAGAGUUUCCGGAACAUAGUUGUUGACUAUCCAUCUGUUGAAUGUACAUCUUCGGUGCUUCAAGCUCUGAUUAUGUUUGGAAGGUUGCAUCAUGGGUACCGCACAAGUGAAAUAGAAUUUUGUAUAAGAAAUGCAGCUAACUUUAUUGAGAGUAAACAAAACAAGGAUGGCUCAUGGUUUGGCACUUGGGGAAUAUGCUUUACUUAUGGGACCUUUUUCGCUGUAAGUGGAUUGGUUGCUGCUGGAAGAACCUAUGAAAAUAGUUCUUCAAUCAAGAAAGCAUGCAAGUUUCUUUUAUCAAAGCAACGUAGUACUGGUGGAUGGUCAGAGAGUUAUCUUGCAUGUGAAACUGAGGUAUAUGUUGAGGGUAAUAGUCCUCAUGUAGUGAACACAUCUUGGGCCAUGCUAGCUUUAAUUUAUGCAGGGCAGGUUGAACGGGAUCCAACACCAUUAUACCGUGCUGCAAAAGAACUGAUUAAUAUGCAAUUGGACACAGGCGAGUUUCCUCAACAAGAACACAUUGGAUGCUCCAACCGCUCCAUAUAUUUCAAUUAUGCAAAUUACCGCUACUUAUUCCCCAUUUGGGCACUUGGUGCAUUGCGCAAUCGACUGGCAAGCAACAACAGUAAUGGAGGCUCAUGA